AUGAGCAACAACAUUCCCCGGAGACUGGGGAACUACUGGUUAGAUGAACUUCUGGGUUCCGGUUACUCGGGCUCCAUCUUCCGUGCCUUCAACGUUUAUACCGGUGAUUGCGUCGCGCUGAAGGUCCAAGAUGUGAACCACGAAUGUCCCACAAACCGUUACGAAGAGUACAUCUAUCCUCUGCUUCAAGGAGCCGAGGGUAUGCCUACGCUGUGGGCUUCUGGUGUACAAGGCAAAUGGCACUACCUUGUCAUUAGCUUGUUGGGGGCAAGCUUGGAGAAUAUUUAUAGAAAAGGUGGGAAAAGAGCUAUGGACCUGCGGAGCGUGUGUUCGAUAGCUAUACAAAUUAUACGUCUUCAGACAAUGCACAAUCGCGAGGUCCUACACCGCGAUAUUCAGCUCGGGAAUUGUGUUGUGGGCCGCCCCCCUAACGAAACCACGAUUUACAUGAUCGACUUUGGGUUCUCAAAGCGAUACAUUGAUCCUUACAGCCGUCGACAUAUUCCAGACUCCAAAGUUAAGAGAGAGUUUCUUGGCAACUACUGGUUUACUUCGGUCGGUGUCCAUUGUAAAGGGAAGGUACCUUCGCGGAGGGACGAUCUGGAGGCAGCUGCGCUGAUGUUCAUACAUCUGCUCACACCGGGGGGACUUCCGUGGACACGGAACGGAGUGCCCAAGACAGAAGAACAGCACCGCCGUAUCAAGUGUGCCAAGGAAGCUGCUAGGCCGGAAGACCUCUGUCGUGGCAUGUCCUCGGAGUUCGAGGAGUUUCUGAGAUACUGUCGUCGAUUGAAGUUUUCUGAUCAGCCCGAUUAUGAGCGGUGGAUUGAUGAGUUUCGAGAACUCGCACGUGAAAAUGGGUUCACAGACAUUGAUAAGUUCAUAUGGCCACCACCCCCACUUCAGACGAAACCCGCUCAGCUGCGCAGUUUAGAUCCUCCUCGACCUGCGGUCACUCCAUCAGAGAUGGAGAACGUCUUGCAUGAUCUAGCCAAACUCAAACUUAAUAACAGGCCAAUCCUCGCAGAGCGCACGAACAAUUGCCCACCGCAACUGGAUAAGCCGCCCCAAGGUUUCGAGAAGAAAACGGAGGUUAUUGAUCUCAGUGGCGAUGCGUCAGGCGGCAGUACCGAACCAAGUCCCCCCAAAAAAAUGAUCCUUCGAACUCCUGUUCGUGUUAAGAAGGCAACCCGACUCGAAAAGCUGAGGCUUUCUGUACUUGACGCUACCAACAAUGUGAUGCUGUCCAGCGUCAUUGCCGAAUUCAGCAUAUUCCUCAAGGAGACAGGUUCGAAGACGCUAACACGAGAGGGCUUUGCAUUUUUAGACGCAUUGUACAAACAACUCGCCGACCCUUCGGUUUUUGCGCAACCGAUGCGGACUCGCAGCUCUGUUGAAGAAGCCUCGGGAGGAAGUCAGCCUGCCCACGUGAAAUUGGGUGUGGUUGCAAGACUCCGUAGGGAAGUAGCAACCGCCCAAAGUAACCGAAUGCUAGCCAAGCUGGUCGCAGACUUUGGAGUGGUGACAAAUAAGAGUAGUACACGGACAAUAACGAAGGACGGAUUUGCUUUUCUCGACGGUCUCGCCGUUCGCUUGAAGAUGCUGCAGUAG
Pisolithus orientalis is the source of this 1611-nucleotide messenger RNA. RefSeq names its product kinase-like domain-containing protein. The transcript has 5 exons. The record is from RefSeq and is a predicted model, not a curated record. Gene Ontology annotation, cellular component: cytoplasm; nucleus. Gene Ontology annotation, molecular function: ATP binding; protein serine/threonine kinase activity. NCBI's taxonomy places the organism in Eukaryota, Fungi, Basidiomycota, Agaricomycetes, Boletales, Pisolithaceae. Gene Ontology annotation, biological process: peptidyl-serine phosphorylation; endocytosis; signal transduction. The coding region runs from base 1 to 1611 and encodes 536 amino acids.